Salvelinus sp. IW2-2015 is the source of this 6496-nucleotide messenger RNA. Lineage: Eukaryota; Metazoa; Chordata; Actinopteri; Salmoniformes; Salmonidae. The record is from RefSeq and is a predicted model, not a curated record.
AAGACUGUUGGAAAAGCAUUCCAGGGGCCCGUGGAGAGGUUCAGGGAGAGGAGCAGACCUCUGGCACCGACCCUGGAAGAGAGGAGGGACCACCUCAUAGAGAGAAGGGGCCACAYCAGAAGGAGGACGGAACAAUGCCAUUGGACAUCUGCCUUGGGACAGAGCCAUGACCAGUCUGGAGCCAGACAGAAGACUGGAUUCCACACUCUGACUGAAACCUUCAAGCACAAACACAACCAUGCUUACAUGACCAAUUGACCGCUGGGCCUUAUCCAUCCACCAUCCAUCUGAUCCAUCCGGCCUCCUCAGCACAUUCCAUUCCACGCGGAUGGAUACGUCAAGUGAACCGGUCCGACUAGAGCACUGCCUUGGCCCUACCGUAACCCUGGCGACCUGGCUGUUAACAUAAACACCAGGCCUGACCUUUCACCUCUCAGCCUUACCUACUUAUCUGGGUAACCCUGGGAAGGUCUGGCCCGGACGACAUAGCCACGGUUUCCUGGUAUUUCUGUCUCGCUUUCUGUUUAUCUGUCUGUCUCUCUCACUCUUUAUAUAUUCUUCUACUGCCAGGGAAGCCCUGUCCAUCUGUCCUCAGCCCAUCCCUGACCCCUGAACCCUGGUAGAUUUUGAAGCCUUGCACUAGAUUAAGUGUCUCCGWUUGUGACCUCAUGUUCCCUUUGAGACUUGGGUAGAGACGUCUCUACAGGGAAAGACAAGGAAUAUGAUGCUGAUGUAGAAAGCUUGUUAAARACAAAAGUAGUAUAUUGAGGUUAAUUCAUACAGUAUAAACACAUUAUCAGCUACAAAUAAAUGGAUUGCUGUCAAAUUUGUUUUAUGUUAAGAGCCACUGCUCAUACUCAUGUUGCUAACCUGCCCUGCGUUAACAUUGAUCUCAUCCUUGUAUGUGUGCUCACGUAAUCAAAAUGCCCUCCAAAGGAAUGACAACAGCAGAAACAACAACAACGAAGCUGUCUGAUAUGAGUCCAUGUUGGGAGGAGCAGUCAGAAAUCUGUGGGGUGGGAUUCAUGUUGGUAAAACUCCUCCUGCUUUCUCGCUCCAGUUAAUCCCACCAGCUUGCCUCUGGGCCCGACCCCGUGUUUAUGUCUGCUGCUGCUCAAUGCUGUGCUCAUGUCAUUAUCAUCCGACACAGGUGUGCAGGGGAGACCCACCUAAUGCACUACUAUAUCACCACCKCCUAAUUCACAAUACACUACCCCCUGAUUCACCACUACACCAUCCCCUAAUUGACAAUACACUACCCCCUGAUUCACCACUACACCACCCCCUAAUUCACAAUACACUACCCCCGAUUCACCACUACACCACCCCCUAAUUCACAAUACACUACCCCCAAUUCACCACUACACCACCAUACUAAUACCCCAUACCAUGAACUGAGAGAGAGGACGAUUUGUUACAGGGGUUUACUACCUAUUCACUAUCUUUCUCUCUCUCUCCCUCUGUUUUUCUCCUUUUUUUUCCAUUUCUUUCUUGCUUGCUCUCUCUUUCUUUCUCAUCAUCAUCUGCGUCGCUAUAAUGUGAUUGACACUGGGGACCUCAACAGUGAGGCCCCUCCCCCCAGGGCAGGUCGACAUGUGGCUAAUGGGGGGAGGAGGGAGGGUUUUUGGCAUCCUCAUUCUGCAGAUAGGGACGCACACUGAGGAGAAUCCCUAUACGAGAGAGAGAGGGAAACAGAAGGAGAGCGAGGGGGGCCUGAAGAAAGGCAGAGGAAGAGAAGAAAUGAGGGAGAGAUACAUGAUGGACAGAAGAGAGAGGUAGUUAUUGAGAGGGGUGAGGAACAGGGUGCAAGCAAGACAUAGAAGGCAGAGGGGAGAGAUGGAAGGAGGCAGUUCUUGUAUUUAGAUUUGGAUCUUGAAUUUGUGGUUUAAACACACACUGACUGGACAACAGGAUGUAGCUAGCCUGAGGCUAUAGUCUUCAUCAACACCACUCCAGUCCUCCUGUCUGUCUGUCCCACCAGUGUACUUCCUGUGGCAGCCCUGGGCCUGGUCUGGAAGGUCAUCUGAUGGGUUUUCUUAAAGCAGCGGUUUACACGGCCCGACUUCACUUGCGCACUAGCACUCAGUGCGCACAGGGAGCAGCGACGACGUCGUCACGCCAUCCAAAAACAUGGUAGACAUUGGAUGAAUUUAAAAUGUUAUCUUCGGCUGUGAGUGAUGGGGGGAAAAUUGUCCUCAGCGACAAUUCUUUGAAUAAUUCAAUGGAUGUUUUGUGCACAAAGAUGAUGACUAAAGUGUCUUAUUAGGAAUUUUCUAAUUUGACUUCUCUAUGUGGCCGUCUAUGGAAAUWGUCUUUCUGGACCGGYCGUCAYUUAAACUGCAGUACCGAAGCAAGACUGUAGAAGCGGUCGAAACCGUGCUUCUAGACCAGAACCCUGGCCCCUUGGUCCAUAGGACUCUGGUCAAAAGUAGUGCACUAUAUAGGGUGUCAUUUGGCACGCACUCUAGGAGCGUAGCUGCAGCUACUCCUCAGUUACAACACAGCAGCUGAAGUGGUGUAACACUGCUAUCAAUUCUGAUCAACUCAGAAUACUGAACAGUUAGUGUCUACUCAUUUUAUUCUCCAUUCCAUCUCAUCGUUGUCUUUGGGUCGCAAGACUGAGUGAGAACAAUCUUUCCUGUGAGAAGUCAUCAGUCUGAUUCAAGCAGACAGCAGGCCCACACGCUGRCUGUGGUUGGUUGCUCUGCUUCGUCUCGGCAGCAUAGCUUUCAUAGUUCUAUAAGAGUUUUCGGGAGGGAAGGUGUGAGGCCCCACUCUCCUUUCUGUGGGGGGUAGGCUUGGUGUCAACAGACAUCUUUGCUUUGUGCCAAACUGAGGGAGAGGGAAUGGGGGAAAGUAAAGGGGUGAGUCUAUAUCGUGCCCCCCUUUAUACACUCCCUCCCUUUAUUCCCUUUCUUUCUCUUGGGGUUCAACUGUAAACUCAGAGUUGAUGGGAGGAAGGUUAGCCUGCCACUGUCAAAAUCACUCUCACACGAACACACACCCACAGACACCAUUUGUACCCCCUUCAUGUCCUGGGAGCAUCCUUGAUAUCCCACCGCACUACUCUACUGAACGCCCGGCCAAACAGCCAAACUCACAGUUGAAUUGGAAUCGACUAUCCAAACAGAGAGGGAAUAUUUUCAGUUGCAUGGAGUUAAGGUGCUGUGUGGACACUGUAUACAUAUUCUGCUCUCACUCAGAAAUACUUCCAGGUGUUGAACAAUGUGCUUUUGACUCUUUUUUUUCUUGUUUCCCUCUUUUGAAAUGAAAGCAACCGUUGGUUCAGCCCAUGUCCUUUGAAAGUCGAUAGAAUGGUUGGGUGUAGGUUACGUGAGAGAAAUGAUACUGUGAAAUGUUUCCCUUUUUAUUUAAAUCUAGAGCCUGGUGGUUAUUCUGAAUGUGGUUGGUAUGGUGCACAGAACUUGGACACAUUAACCCACGACUGAGACAGGUCUAGGUCUAGACCUCCAUGCCAGGCCAGAUGAUGAAGAGCCUCCAGUUCAGAAGCAUCGCUCCCAAGGCCCCAGCAGCGGUGGUUCCCUCCCCAGCCGCCAUCCUGUCCUGCCAGCACCCCUCUGCCCUCCCGGAGGCAGCCUCCACAGCCGUCAGCCCCAAGUCUAUCCUGGUCCCGGCCCAGAACUAUGCCCUGAUGCAGGUGGCAGGGCAGYAGGGUACCUUCUCUCUGGUGGCCCUGCCGCCCUCCGUAUCCCCUCAUUCGCCGCAGCAACAACAGCAGCAGCAACAGCCAAUCCAGAAGAACCUGAAGCUGCCCAUCCCCAGGUACCAGCCAAUGAGGACCAAGAACACCCCAGAGAAGGUCAAAUCAGCCACGCCCACCGGUGGCAGCGCCAGGGGGGUGAGGACACCCGUCAAGGUUGCCUUGACAACCCGGGACCAUCGGUCAAUAGCAGCCGUAAAGAAGAAGUUGUCAUUGGCUGAGCCCAAGGAGGAGCCAUCAGAACAGGUCAUACUGAUCGACUCCUCAGCCUCCUCUGAGCUCUCCGCCCUCACAGCCCUGCUCCCAGACAACGCCAUGCUCUACACUGGCUCUCCGCUGGAGCGAAUAUCAGUGGUGGACACCACCCCCGACCACCGGUCCACUCCUGCCCACGCCCCCGGCCCUGUCACCAGCAUGCUGCAGAACCUCCACUACCCAUCUGGUGGCAUUACUAAAAGUUCCCCGGUCGAACCAUCACAGGAUGAGAGCAGCGGUAAGGUUGCUAUCAGGCCGUGCCAACCCAAGCCUGUAGCCCAACAGCCCCAUCCACAGCCAGCUAGUAGCAGCAUCACUGUCCUCUCUCCAGCCAUCUUCAGCAAAGCUGUCCAGAUCAUCCCCUCCCCACCCAAGGGCAAGCUGCCCAUCCUGCCCUACUCCAAGAUGAAAAGCACCCUCAUACCCACCGCCAAACUCAACCUCAAUGCCAUGUCCCCCAAGAAGGCUUUCCCUAGCCAGCCUGACCUCUCCCCUUAUCCCUCUGAUCCCCAGUCCAAGACCCUGGAGACUGCUGAGGCCCUAUGUCAGAACCACAUGCCAAACUCCCUGRUGCAGAGUCAGCCUCAGGCCAAGACCACAGGCACCCUGUCGCUGCUGGGAACGCUACAGAUCCAGAAACUGUCAGGCAAGAAGAGGGGGAGGAAGAGGAAGACAAUGGAGGACAUUCUGGCCUUUGAGGCAAGGAAAAAGAGGUCCUUGUCGUUCUUUCGGAGGAGGGUGCCAGAGAAGCCUUCUCUCUCAGCCGUCAUCUCCUCCCCGCUGUCUAAACAGCAGAGGGAGGUGGACAUCUCUAAGAAGUACCGCAGCAUCAGACCCAAGCCUCACCACAUGCUGCUGAUGGAGACUGUACCCCAGCUGGUCAGCCUGCCCUCCCUCACCUCCUCUGACAGCCUGGAUUCAGAGCUCCUCGUGGGGCAUCAGUUCUCUGCCGAGGUCCUGGAGCCCGGUCCUGCCCAGCCCCAGCCAGCCUCUACCCCGCUAUACCUGAAAGGGGGCCCUUCUCAGAGGGUCUACCUGGGCAGUAGCCAGCCCCUCCACCGCUGCCCUACCUGCAGCCGCUGCUUCCAGUUCAAACACCACCUCCAGAGCCAUAUGAACAGCCACACCAACAGCAGGCCUUACUUGUGUCCUGUGUGUCGUAAGGCCUAUGCUCACUCUGGCUCCCUCAGCACCCACAUGAAGCUGCAUCACUCUGACGGGAGACCGCGGCGGACGCUUCGCUGUGACUUCUGUGAGAAGGCGUUUGGCUACGUGGGUGUGUACUUCGGCCAUUUGCGGGAGGUGCAUAAGGUCAUCCUGACCGUGGAGCCGUCCGUCAGCCAGCAUGAAGACGAAGUGCCUGUGGAGGGGGCCAUGUCUCCAGACCUGGGGGACGAGCAGGGCCAGGAGGAGCGUGAGGACCCGGUGGAGCUCCAGAUCAAGUGUAGCCGCUGUCAGGCCAUCACCCCCACCUUCGCCGACAUGAAGCUACACCUGCUCUAUGUGCAUGGGGAAGAGGUCCAGGUGUGCCUGCGGGACGGGGCUGGGGGGGUGGGAAGGUCACUGCACGGGGGCCGGGAGGCAGAGGAUGAGCUGGUGAAACACGCCGCCCACUACUGGCGCCAGCUCAAUGAGAAGAGGAACCUAGUCCGGUGUGGGAGCUGUGAUGAAGAGUUCUUCUCCUUCUCCAAGCUGAAGCGUCAUAUCCUCUCCCACCACCAGGGGGGACCGGAGGAUGAUGGAGAGGGGGAGCCGACCGGCCCCUCAGCCCGGGGAGGGAGAGGGGUCCUGAGGCAGGGAUUGGUGUUUAACUGUGUGCUGUGCAGCCAGGUACUGGACAGUAAAGAGGAGGUGAUGGAGCACUGGAGGGGCCACCACCACUGUGAGGAGACCCAGGUACUCUGGGAGGCCCUCGGCUCCUACUCGGGAGAAAGGGAGAUGGACUUGCCCGACCACAGUACAUGUUAACAUUGCACUGGACACGUUCCAGGUCGUCUUUGUUGCAGUCACGCUGCACAUCUCAGAAUAUUGACUUUACUUAUUCCUUCUAGCCUUUAAGGAAGCGAAUUGCCAGAACAGUGCAUUUAAAAGAUUGAAAUAUCAUAUCAAUGUGGUUUCUGAGGUGUUAAAAAACACUUCUCCAGGCAUUGUGAGAUCUUAUAAUCGGGGCGGGCUGACUACAAUCAAUAUGCCCUCGAACGUACCCACUAUUUGUGUGUGUCUGAUCUGAUCAUGAGCUGUGUGCUGCUCUCAAACACACCCAGUUAGUCCCUAUUCACACUAUCCAGCCGACCCCAACCAUGCAGUACAUUUCCAGCAACUAUGGUGGCUGGGUAACCACUAACCAUGCAAGUAUAGCUCACCUCAGUAUGGUGAAAGGGUAUUAGUCCAUACAGAGGUCAGUUAUAGCACAGGUUAGUUUGUUAGAGAAUCCACUUGAUACAUUACAAAUUAUUAUUUUGGUAUUUUGUGGACUGCACUGUUUUUUUGUUUUGUGUCAGUGUUGAUUUUGUGUUUAGU